Messenger RNA from Adineta ricciae, 426 nucleotides. Lineage: Eukaryota; Metazoa; Rotifera; Eurotatoria; Adinetida; Adinetidae. The record is from the annotation of a GenBank genome assembly.
AUGACUAAAAAACGCCGUAAUAAUGGUCGAAGCAAACACGGACGUGGUCGUGUUACCAACGUCAACUGUACCAACUGUCGUCGUUUAGUACCAAAGGACAAGGCUAUCAAAAAAUUAAUUAUUCGAAACAUCGUCGAACAGGCUGCUGUUAAGGAUUUAAGUGAAGCUAGCGUUUAUGCAAAAUAUGUUUUACCAAAACUUUAUAAUAAAUUACAUUAUUGUAUUUCAUGCGCUAUUCACAGCAAGGUUGUACGCAAUCGUUCAAGAGAAGCACGUCGUAUUCGUCAACCACUUUUGCGUCCUCAACAAGCUCGUCAACCAGGUACAACUGGUGGCACUGCUGGCCAAGGUAAUACAGGUGCUGGUCAACGCGGCGGCAACAAACAAGCUCCGCAACCAGUUAAUAUGCCUGUUUCUAAAACAUAA